This is a messenger RNA of Spizellomyces punctatus DAOM BR117, 3037 nucleotides long. Its product is annotated as translation initiation factor eIF3 core subunit c. Bases 209 to 2905 code for a protein of 898 amino acids. Gene Ontology annotation, molecular function: RNA binding; translation initiation factor activity; translation initiation factor binding. Gene Ontology annotation, biological process: translational initiation. Gene Ontology annotation, cellular component: eukaryotic translation initiation factor 3 complex. NCBI's taxonomy places the organism in Eukaryota, Fungi, Chytridiomycota, Chytridiomycetes, Spizellomycetales, Spizellomycetaceae. The record is from RefSeq and is a predicted model, not a curated record. The transcript has 5 exons.
CGAUUUGAUGCGUUGGGCAUUUGGGCUGCUGCUGCUGCUAGGCUGCUAGGGAUUGUUGCUAACGAAUUAUUCGAGGACUCGACGGGCACAUUUCUGCCAAGAGAUCCCACACAUACGCACUCUCUCUUCUUAGGCUCGCCUCGCUUCACGGACUGUGUGUACGGGCUUGCACUCGAAUUCCACCUUGUUCAUCCCCUAGUGCGAUAUAAUGUCCCGUUUCUUUCGUGGCGGAGAGUCCAGCUCUGAAUCAGAGUCAGAGUCAGACUUUUCCUCUUCGUCUUCUGAAGACGAACGCAGCAGCAAGAAUGCUUCCGACGCCAGCUCAGACGAUGGCGGCUCAUCCGAUUCGGACUCGGACGAAAAUGCGCCGAGAAAAGGAGCGGGUGGUGCGAGCCGAUUUAUGCGUGGGUUUGCGGGAUCAGACUCGGAUGACAGUGACGCAGAAGACAAAAAGCGGGUCGUCAAAUCUGCAAGAGACAAGCGGUUUGAUGAUAUGCGGAACUCUGUAAAGGCUCUCAAGAAUGCUGAAAAGAUCAAUGACUGGGUUGCCAUUCAAAAUGAGUUUGAAAAGCUGAACAAGGCCUACUCAAAGGCUAACGCCAUCAUUCAGCGAGAAGGCGUGCCACGAUUCUACAUCCGAGCCAUUGCUCAACUGGAAGACUUUUUGAAGGAAACCUUGACAAAUAAGGAUGCAAUCAAAAAAAUGAAUGCAUCGUCAUCUCGUGCGUUGAAUGCCAUGAAGCAAAAGUUGCGCAAGCACAACAAACAGCACGAAGCAGAUAUUGAAAAGUGGCGCGCGAACCCUGUGACGGAGGCAGCGUCUGCUGACGAAGCUGCGAAAAAGGCAGCCCAAGAGGCUAGCUCCGAGGAUGAGUCUUCAGAUGAGUCAGAAGACGAGAAGCCGGCAGGUCGCUCAAAGUGGGUCAAGGGCGGAGACUCAGAAACAGACGAGUUUGAGAAACCCAAGCAGCGAACAAAGAAGAAGGGAUCCAAAGCCGCAGCCGCGGCUGCUGAGGAAAAGGGGGAGCCGGGUGAUUUCCAGGUGGUCGGCAAAGGUGGAAAAGUCUUUGAUGUCAAGCCUGAAAACUUGUUCAAAAAACUGAGGGAGAUCAUUGAGGCUCGUGGUAAAAAGUCUACUGAUCGUCAACUGCAAAUGCAACAUUUGGAGCGCAUCUUGGAAGUUGCCAGUACCCCCUACCAAAAGGUCAAAGUCCUUCUUGCCCUCGUUCCCUCGCGAUUCGACUCUGCCCCAUCUUCGACAGGUUACAUGGCCGUGGACGUGUGGAAGAGUGCUUCAGGAGAGCUGAACCAAUUGUUUGGCUACCUUGAGGAGCACACCAACAUUCGCAUCGUCGAAAUGUCGGAGGAAGAGGACGAGGAGGAUGUUGCUGAAGAAAAGUUUAAGAAUGCGGACACUGUAACGAUCCGGGCCAGCUUGAGCUCAUUGAUUGACCGUAUCGACGACGAGUUCACCAAAUCCCUCCAGCACAUUGACCCCCAUACCCUGGAUUACAUCAACCGAUUGAGGGAUGAGACUGUCCUUUACGCUCUCAUUGUCCGCGCCCAAAAGUACUUUGAGCGCAUUGACUUUGACCUUGCUGUGGACCAUACAAAGAUGCGGCGCGUCGAGCACUUGUACUACAAACCUGACGCGGUCAUCCAGGCCGUCGAAAAGGAAGUCCGGAACCUGUAUCCCGCUCUCAACGAGGCGCUUGAGGAGCCUGUGGCACUGGUCGAUCACCUGUGCACAAGCUUGUACAAGACCAGCACGGACCGCAUUAGAACACGCUCACUUCUCUGCCAUGUGUACCACCUCGCCCUUCAUGACAAGUUUGAAAAGGCGCGCGACAUGAUGCUCAUGUCUCACCUUCAGGACCACGUGGCGCAAACAGAGGUAUCUACCCAGAUCCUUUUCAACCGGACCAUGGCGCAGAUUGGUUUGUGUGCUUUCCGAUGUGGAAUGGUCAAGGAAACCGCCAACGCAUUGCAAGAAAUUUCGUCAUCUGGAAAGGUCAAGGAACUGUUGGCUCAGGGUGUGCAGCUGCAAAAGUACUCUGACAAGACGCCCGAACAAGAGAAACUGGAAAAGCAACGGCAAUUGCCUUUCCACAUGCACAUCAACCUGGAAUUGCUGGAAUGCGUUUACCUAACGUGCUCCAUGUUGCUGGAGAUUCCAAACAUGGCCGCCAAUGCGCACGAACCCCGUCGCAAGGUGAUUAGCAAACCAUUCCGGAGAAUGUUGGAUUACAAUGAGCGUCAAGUCUUUACUGGCCCCCCAGAAAACACGCGCGACCACAUUAUGGGCGCUGCGAAAGCCCUGGCCGCCGGCGAAUGGCAGCGCUGCCGGGACUUGAUCCACGCCAUUAAGAUCUGGGAUCUCGUGCCCAACACGGAAAAGAUCAAGGAAAUGCUCACCGAAAAGAUUCAAGAAGAGGGUCUCCGGACGUACUUUUUCACCUACUCCCCUUACUACGAUUCCCUGGGCAUUGAGCAACUCGCCUCCAUGUUCUCGCUUCCCGUACCCCAAGUCCGCGCCACCGUCUCCCGCAUGAUCAUCAACGAAGAACUGCAUGCCUCCAUUGACCAGCCGACAAACUCUGUCGUCCUGCACCGUGCCGGACCGGGUGUCGAGACAUCUCGCCUGGAAUUCUUGGCAGGUCUAUACGCGGACAAGGUGAGCAGUUUUGUAGAGUCCAAUGAAAAGCUCCUGGAGAGUCGGUCCAUGUUGCUUGGUUUGCAGCAACAGCAGCAGCAGAGAGAUUUCAGGUCACGUGGUGGCGAGAGAGCGCAUGGUGGGUACCGUGGGGGUGAAAGACGGGGUGGACGCCAAGGUGCAUAUGGGGGUGAAAGAGGCGGACGGGGCGGGCGUUCUGGGAGAGGACAGGGACAGCGUGCUGGGCGAUAAGCUGGUGGGCUCUCUCGGUGUGUGUGUGUGUGUGUGUGUGUGUAAUCAAUGGUGUGUGUAAUGUAUAUCAUAGAGUGGGAUUCUGUUUAUGCAAGAUGGUACGGCGUUUUUUUUGAUGUUGGUGAAUACGUG